UUAUGAAAUAGCAGAGGGUAUAAAAGUCAGAACAGCCUCACCUCCUCAGCUGCCACCAAAAUGUGGGUGCUCGGACGGCUCGUCCUCCUGCCUCUCAUCGCCGCUUUAGUCCUCGCUGAAGACAACUUGAUAGAACUCAACGGGACACCUCGCUGUGGUGCUUCAUUUAAUCAGCCCAGCAGAGCAUUCAACAUUGAACUAAAUGCGAAUGAAAACUGCGUCUGGCAAAUUCAGAGAAAUACAAAUCAAUCUAUUCGGGCCAUUUUCUCCUAUUUUCAAUUUGCUCCUUCUUCGAGCUGCGAAACAGAAAGUAUUAAAGUAUAUGAUGGUCCCUCAACUACUUCGCCUCUUCUUGGACAAAUAUGUAAUGACACUGAUGCCGUCCCAGUACUUCAGUCAUCUUCAGACAGUUUAACUUUCCUCAUAACAACAAACUCUGAGGUUUUCACACGAAACUUCUUUGUCUUCUAUUAUUUCAUUUCAGAAACAGACACUGUAAACUGUGGAGGAGAAUUAACUGGUCCCAAUGGGACAUUUACCAGCCCCAACUACCCAGCAGCUCACCCUGAAUUUACAUACUGCGUCUGGCACAUACAAACAGAAAAAAACUCAAAGAUAAACUUAGAGUUCCAGGAUUUGUUCCUGGAACUCGACCGAAACUGCCGGUUUGACUUCACGGCGGUCUAUGACGGUCCCACCACUAACACCGGGUUAAUAGGAAAAGUCUGUGGCCGUACUCAGACCUCAUUUGAGUCUUCCUCAAACGCUAUGACAGUCGUGUUGUCCACAGACGACAGCAACUCCUACAGAGGAUUUUCGGCUCAAUACACCAGCGUUCCGCUGCCCGCUCCUGUGCAGCCCGAUGCAUCCCUUACCUGCUCUUCAGACAGCAUGACAAUUGUUCUCAGCAAGUCUUACCUGGCCUCCCUUGGUUAUGACGAAACCCACCUGCACCUGAACGAUCCAUCUUGCAGACCAGUUGUAACAGAUUCUGUCGUCUUUUCCUUCCCAUUAAGCAGCUGUGGAACAAUUAAACAGGACGAAGGUCAGAGCAUCACUUACACCAACGUUGUGUUCCUCUCUCCAACUGGGAACGUCAUCACCCGCCAAAAGAGCGUAGAGAUUGUUGCAAAAUGCAAAAUGGAAAACAACUCAACCGUAGAAAUCAUGUACAUAACAAAAAAUAACAUAAUCCAAAACAUAACCUCUGUGGGACGGUACAAUGUUAGCAUAUCGUUCUACGAUUCGGAGUCAUUCUCCAAUCCUAUACUUGAGUCCCCAUAUUACAUAGACCUGAACCAAACUAUUUUUACUCAAGUCAGUCUUCAUUCCACUGACCCAAACCUUUUGGUAUUUGUCGAUACCUGUAUAGCAUCGCCACAAUCCGAUUUUGGAUCACCAACGUAUGACUUAAUCAGAAGCGGCUGCAAUAAAGACGACACUGUGGUGACCUACCCACCACUUGAACACUAUGGAAGAUUCAAAUUUAACGCCUUCAGGUUCCUGCGCUACUUCCCAUCAGUUUAUCUCCAGUGUGAUAUUGUAAUUUGCGACAGCAAUGACACCAACUCUCGCUGUACCAGAGGCUGCAUCUCCAGGCAAAAAAGAGAUAUUCCUUCAUACGUGUGGAAAACUAACACUGUCGUCGGUCCCAUCCGCCUGAAGAGAGACCUCAGGUCUGCUGGUGCCUCAGAAUCCCUCACUAAACCAGAUGCUGAAGAAACCCCAAACCUGCAACAACACAACUUCUACACUCUUUCAUUUGUGGUUUUAAUAUCAAAUAUUAUCAUCGUGGUAGCUGUGAUACUAAAAUAUCACAUCAAACAUCAAGCGGGAUACAGCUACCAAAAGCUCCAGAGCUCCUAUUAACUACUUUGGGAUAUUUCAAAUGUGUCAACUUCUAUUCAGAUUUGUCACCCAAAGAGGGCAGAGGGGAAAAAAAGACCAACACCACAACUAAAGAAAGCAAUAAACUAACAGCCUUGGAAUACAACAAUGCUUGGAAACGUAUUUCAACUUUUUUGUAAUUAGAAAGAAAAACCCUCUCAAGCCAGCAUUGUAUCUUAAAUCACUGAGCUGAAAAUGAAUGUGUCUACCUCAGGGUGUUUCUUAGCAAGUAAAAAAAUAACUUUAUAGGUGUAAAGCGACCUGUAAAGUACAAGAUAAUUUAGGCCCUUUGUUCUCUAAUCACUUUGAAACUGCAUUUGGCAUGAACAGAGCUAAGGGACAACUGUGAAAUGUGUGUUCCAAGCAAAUCAUCAUCUCUCCAAAAUCUACUCCUGUUGAGUUGCUACCACCAAGAUGCGACAGUCUUCAAAAGCCACCGGUUUUCCUGGAGAAGAAUAAAAUAGUAGGUAAAAGAUAAAGAUAUUGAAUGUA
Messenger RNA from Columba livia (rock pigeon), 2379 nucleotides. Its product is annotated as CUB and zona pellucida-like domain-containing protein 1. Bases 61 to 1869 code for a protein of 602 amino acids. The transcript has 9 exons. Lineage: Eukaryota; Metazoa; Chordata; Aves; Columbiformes; Columbidae. The record is from RefSeq and is a predicted model, not a curated record. Gene Ontology annotation, cellular component: cell surface.